AUGAGUAUGAAUAAUGAGAGCAAGUCCCAGCCUCUGGCCUUUGAUCUCGACUUGCAUGUCAAGUAUCUACUCGGUCUUAAGAAUAAGAAUGAAGACUUUGAAUCGUGUAUGACAGAGCAUAUGCGUGUAAGUGGAUUGUAUUGGGGGGUGGGGGCCAUGGCCCUUUUAAAUCGGGAGGAAGACAUGAUACCUCAAGAAAUUGUCGAUUGGGUUCUACAAUGUGAACACAUAGAUGGAGGAUUCUCUGGUAAUAUCGGUCAUGAUCGUCAUCUUCUCUAUACUCUUCAUGCACUGCUAAUUCUCGCCAUGUUGGGUGCUCUGGAUCGGAUCCAAAGAGAUAAAUGUGCACUCUACGUGGCGUCACUACAGCAGAGCGACGGCUCUUUUGCUGGUGAUGAGUGGAACGAGAUUGAUACCAAAUUUACAUACUGUGCAUUGUCGGCACUCAAGAUUCUGGAUAAAUUGGACCUUGUUGAGAUUGAGACUGCAGUGGCUUACAUUGAUACGUGCCGCAACUUUGACGGUGGUUAUGGCAACAUUCCAGGCUGUGAAUCACAUGGAGGACAUACCUUUACAGCAAUCGGUGCACUGUCAUUAGGGUUUGCUCUGGAUCAAUAUGUAGAUGAUGACUUGCUUGGUUGGUGGCUCUCAGAGCGACAAUGUGACUCGGGUGGUUUGAAUGGAAGACCCGAGAAACAAGCCGACGUGUGCUAUAGUUGGUGGAAUAUCUCGUCACUCAUCAUGAUUGGCAAGCUGGACUGGAUCAACAAGGAGAAACUCAUUCAAUUUAUUCUAGCGUGUCAGGACUUUGAAGAUGGAGGAAUUGCCGAUCGUCCGGGCAAUGUAGCGGACGUGUUCCACACUUUCUUUGGCAUUGCGGGACUCUGUAUGCUCGGCUACUUUGAUCGUGAGAAAGAGACGCACCCGGAAUAUGAAGGUAUUCGAAAGAUUCACCCGACGUUUGCAAUUCCUACCGAUAUUGUAGAGAAGCUGCACCUGACAGCAGACAUGAUCAUGCUCGACAAAGCAUGA
Molecule: messenger RNA, 1032 nt
Organism: Peronospora farinosa
Lineage: Eukaryota; Oomycota; Peronosporomycetes; Peronosporales; Peronosporaceae
Source: the annotation of a GenBank genome assembly